AUGGCGGAUGGUGGAAUUGGUGGGAGUGAUGAAUCAUUCAUCUCCUUCGCCUUUGCAAUUGUAUCUGUAAUUAUGAUAAUACUGUACAUUCCCUGGAUGAUUCGCCAUGUACGUGGAACCAUUGAGUAUUACCUUACACCUAAGAAAAAACGUUCAGGUUUAACUAAUCCAUUGGUAGAUCUUUGGGACUCCAUCACGUAUAUUCCACGGGUUAUCUCCGUAUUGGCAGCUGAUCCAGGUAUGAUUACAGCUGGAGCCCGUAUUUGUUGGAAUGAAAAAAUCUUUUUUCUUCGUUGUGUGAUGCCGAAAUUUCUUAAAUUCACACUUCGACCCAAAAUUCUGGUUCUAUGGCUAUGGAUUAUUCUCUUUUCCUCAGCCAUGUAUGCAACACUUACUUUUGAUGCUCAUGCUAUUCUUGGAGUCUCACCAUCUGCUACUACAAGUGAGAUCAAAAAGGCAUACCGAGCCCUUUCUAAGAGAUAUCACCCUGAUCACAACAAAACAGAAGGAGCACGAGAAAUUUAUGUGGAUGUACGCCGUGCUUAUAAAGCUUUGGUGGAUCGCGAAGCAUUUGAAGAAGAAGAGGCAAAAAAUGUUCAUGAAUUCUCCGUUGGUAUUGCACUUCCACGAUUUUUAACUUCACGAGAACAUGAUGGAUUGGUACUUUUUGGUCUUCUUGGUAUUCUUAUUGGAUUACCUAUUAUUAUUUGGUAUAAUUUUAAGAGUUCUCAGAAAAUUCCACAUCUUGUCUGGCGUGUUCGAUUUGAUAAAAAGCGUGUGGAAAGUUUUCUGAAACACCUUGGCAUUCCAGAAGAUCCUAAACAUGUUGAACGACGGGAUUCCAGAGAAGCGAUCUUACGAGUACUUAUCCUUCUUGGAAUUUUACCAGAAAAUACGAAUGAAACGGUUUUGGCAAAUUUUCCUCCAUUUCCGGAUUUUAUUGCACGUUGUGUGGAAGUUGAUAAAAAUAUGGCAUUCUUACAAAAUUAUUUUGAUGUUUCUGCUAUUCAAACUCUUCAUGAUUACAUGGUGGAGAAUGGUGUACAGUUACUGGAUGAAUUUGUCGCUGCACAUGCGGAAACAAAUUCAAACGAGACAUCCGAACCUCAUUUGGUUUCCUAUACAGAAUACAAAGCCAUUCGCUAUUUAUUUUGGCAACAUACCGUCCAAGUGGAUGAGGCAUUGGAUGAACUGCUGGAGGCAAUGGGUGGAACACUUCCCAGUGCACGUAAAUUACAGAAUCUUCAUGAAGAAAUAUUUGAUUUACUCCGUUUGGUGUUUGAAGGAGAAGGGAAACCUCUUCGUCAGCAUAUUCAGAAACUUACAGCUAUGCCACAACGUGUGUAUGAUAUUGUGGAUUCUCUCGAACCGGAAAUAGAAACAAUAUACAAACGAGUAUACAAGAAUUACCUUCAGCAGCAAGUCGGAAAUAAACACGAUCGUCGUGUUCUUAAGGCUAGUAUGCGAAGAAUGUAG
Trypanosoma theileri is the source of this 1476-nucleotide messenger RNA. Its product is annotated as chaperone protein DnaJ. Gene Ontology annotation, molecular function: RNA binding; transmembrane protein transporter activity. NCBI's taxonomy places the organism in Eukaryota, Euglenozoa, Kinetoplastea, Trypanosomatida, Trypanosomatidae. Gene Ontology annotation, cellular component: Sec62/Sec63 complex. The transcript has a single exon. The record is from RefSeq and is a predicted model, not a curated record. The coding region runs from base 1 to 1476 and encodes 491 amino acids. Gene Ontology annotation, biological process: SRP-dependent cotranslational protein targeting to membrane; post-translational protein targeting to endoplasmic reticulum membrane.